Messenger RNA from Rana temporaria (common frog), 2388 nucleotides. It is a transcript of the gene CENPI, whose product is annotated as centromere protein I. The record is from RefSeq and is a predicted model, not a curated record. The coding region runs from base 159 to 2261 and encodes 700 amino acids. Gene Ontology annotation, cellular component: kinetochore. The transcript is spliced from 21 exons. NCBI's taxonomy places the organism in Eukaryota, Metazoa, Chordata, Amphibia, Anura, Ranidae.
GGUUUGAAUCGCCCGCCCUCUCUCCCUUGCCUGGCCCUCAUUGGUUGGUCCUAUCACGUGACCCGGAAGCGCUCUUCUUUCGCCCAAUCGGCUCCCUCGUACAGUUCGGCGGGUCCUGUCUGAAUGAAGUCGCCGUGUGAGGCACCCUGCAGACACUGAUGGCAGACCCUGGAAUGCAGACGCCCUCGUUGAGGCCUAGACAGAGUUUGAGCAAACAUGAACAGACUGCCCGCCGCUUUGAUGAGGCUCUGGUCUACUUCAAGCGCAUUACUUCCAGAGUCGCAUCAAGAGGAAACCCUUUUCUUCCGCAGCAUCUUGCAACAAUAGAAACCGUUGGAUUCUCUGAAGGGAUUCCUGCCGAAGGAAUUGACAUUCUUCUCAAGCUGGCUCUUAGUGGCAACCUUGUGGAAAAUGUGAACACACACAUACUGAAGAGCCUUGUCCCUGCUGCGGAAAUUCUUGAAAAUACUUUAAUCUCUGCUGUGUCUCUGUUUUGCACUGGAAAAGCUACAACAAACGUUCAGGUCCUGUUUCUUCGGUGGUUGAUCUCGGUGUCUGACCUCGUUUCGCUUAAAGAAGUCCUCUCCCCUCUCUACAACUUUUUUUUCUGUUUGAUCCAAGAUGACACAUUGAGCCCAUCAUUAUGUCACCUGCUUUACCUCCUAACUGGCAAAGAGCAUGUUCGUGCCUAUAGAGUCCGUGUUCUACUGGAUUUGCAGAGUAGGAAGGGAAUGCAGCCUCACAUCCUCGGUCUUCUCUCCCUUUACAAAGUUUACUGCCCUGAACUGGUCUCUGUUAGUUUGCCAAGUAGAUUUAAGAGAUUUUUUCAGAAAUCUACAUUCCUAUUUGCCCGUGAGUGGAAAACCGUUGUGAAGAGAAGAGUGGGAGAUCCGGAGGGUGACCGCAAACUGACUCAAUCUCGUAAAAGAAAGUGGAAUAGCGGCCUUGAUGCGCCCAUGUGCGGUAGCAGUGUUCAGAAUUAUUCUACUAAAGAUGUUGAAGCUUUUUCAUCUUUACCUUUGGAAGAAGUUAAGACAUUUGCUGAGCUGUUGGAAACUGUCCUGGAUCAAAAACUCCCUGCUCAGAUGGGGUGUGUGCUAAAUCGGCCACUGCUGUUGAAUUACAUCAACUGCCUUAAAGAGGAUGAUGCAUUGCUGCGACUCAACUACUGGCUGUCAUUUACUUUGCAUGAAGAAUGUGCCUGGUACACUGGUAAAAAACAGUCUAAAGAAGAUGUAGCUUCCUUUCUGGAUACUGUUGUGGCCGCUCAAGACUUUCUACAGGAAGGACUUUCAGGAACUGAAGAAUUUCUUUUCAAGUGCCUUCCACAUUGGAAUGGCGGUCACCGCUCCCAGAUAUUGGGUCUAAUUAGCCAGAUUCCUCUUCACGCCUUUUCAGAAAUUGAAAGUCUUUUUUAUGAAACAUUGAGUCAGAUGUUUAUUCCAUCAUCUUUGUGGUUUAAAAUCGAUGUGCUUAAGAGUCUGAAGGAUCUGCUGGAGAACUGGGUGAUCAAGCAUUCGGUCUGCAUAGAAAAUGUUGAAAAUAAAAAUGACACCAUGUCUGGCAUGAUGACUUCAGUUGAAAAUAUGAUUCAGUUUACCGGCCGGUUAUGUACUGUGGGCUUGCAGAUGCAUAACAGUUCUCUCCUCCUUCAGUCUGUCCUGGAAUUCUAUACAUUGGUUUCUGAUUUAUAUGUAUGUUUUUCUCUACCUCUAAUCGUCCUUCCUCCUGCUGGAGUGUUUUAUCCGGCUCUUCUUUGCAAAGACUGUGUGAACCUUAACCAGAUCUGUUACAUUAUGCAAAGGUAUAGAGACAAUCUCUUGACAGCAAGAAAAGAUGAAAGGGAGAACACUGCCCGUGUCCUGUUAAACAUCAAUAGCCAGACGUUUAAACUAUAUAACCAAUACCUUACUGCAAUGGUGGGAUGCCUUUGGACAUCACAAGCCUUUACCCAGGACCCCCAUCCACAGGGAAUCAAAAUGAGCCCAGAAGUCCUUGAAAUGGCGGGUGUGGCAUCCUAUAAAAGGGCGUUCAACAUUGUAUUCCACCCGGCAUUGAUGGCUUUCUCCUUCUCAUUUUUGCACCAGAAACUUUCCAAAGAAGAAAUGUUUCACCUCCGCCAUCUUAAGGGGCAGCGGUGGGAUGACUACACACAAUUUCUCUCCAAUGAAGGUUUGACUGACUUAACCCGCUUUUUAGAGACAAGUGUAAAUCGUGUGGGCUCCAAAAAGAAAGACACCAGCAUCGAGUCUCAGUCCUAACAAGUGUUCUUUGGUUAGUCCUACACUCAAUGGAAAUAAACAGCAGAUUCAUGUAAUUAAAAAGCUGAACUCCAGGCUGAAAAUGUACACAGCUUUGUAUUCAUUAACCACUCGAUCCUCCGGAAGA